This is a messenger RNA of Sitodiplosis mosellana (orange wheat blossom midge), 1104 nucleotides long. RefSeq lists its product as uncharacterized. NCBI's taxonomy places the organism in Eukaryota, Metazoa, Arthropoda, Insecta, Diptera, Cecidomyiidae. The transcript is spliced from 6 exons. The coding region runs from base 239 to 970 and encodes 243 amino acids. The record is from RefSeq and is a predicted model, not a curated record.
UUUGUUUGUGUUGGUGUUUGUGUGUACUGAACACGAAACACCACCGACUGUGCUCAAUCGACUCAAGCGUGUUUAUACACAACCACUUAUCGUUCUUUUCGAUUCUAAGGCUGAACUCGAACGGACGUAUUUCAAACACAAAACACAGCCAACUAGCAACACAUUAGCCAUUGUAAUUUUGCAUGCAAAUCAUCUUUGCUUGAUUGUUUCAUCGAAAUACGAAAAGAACAAAUUGAAAAUGCCACGUGCACGCAAAUCCAUUGUUGCAUUAUCGGCUGCUGAUAGCCACUCAGAAGAUGAGCAAGAGCCGGAAGCAUUCGCAGAAGAUUCAGGCGAAGACUGGAAGCCAGAAGAAAAGAAGGGCAAAGCGGGCAAAGGUAAACGCCGUCAGCAAUCAGCACCAGUCACGCCAAAAGGCCGCGGCGGAAAGAAAUCGAAGAAAAUCGAAUCGGAGGAAUCCGAUGACGAAGUUGACGACGAAGUGGAAUCGGAUGACGAUGUCAAUGAAGAAAAUGUUAAAAAGACUGACAAAAAGUCCAAAGUUACGGUUGGUCGCAAUCAACCAGACAAGAACGGGGUAUUCGAACUGAAUAUGUUCAAAAAUGAUUUGACAAAGGAAUUUCGCAACGAUGAAAAGUUGUGCAUGUGGCGGCGUGAUGGAGCUAGUCUGCUCCAAAAGUAUAUGGUUGUCAUCGACGAAUCCAGCAACGGGAAUAUCAUAUUCAAAGCGUCAUCGGUUUAUUCGUGCUGGGAAGAAAAACGCCGGCAUGACUUCUUCCAGAUCGAAGUCAAAGUGGUUGGCGAUAAGAAGGAAAGUAAAGUGAAAGUGCUGGACGUGGCAGAAUUCGAAAGAUUGGCUCUCGAAGAUCGUCCAAAGAUCGACAUCACCCCGCGCGGUGCAAUUGGUGGCGAGAACUACGAAGAAAACUCGGAAGAUGACUACGAAGAAAAUGACGACGAGGAUGAUUAAAUCAAAAUUGAAUUCGGAGCUAACUCCGAAGUGGCAUCGACCACAUACAUAAUCAGAAUUUAAUUGAAUGAAAAAAUAUUACAAUUAUAAUUAAAGUUUAAUAAACGCAAUGCGUAUCACAAAAUUGUACCACA